Erpetoichthys calabaricus (reedfish) is the source of this 7142-nucleotide messenger RNA. RefSeq names its product epidermal growth factor receptor pathway substrate 15-like 1a (gene eps15l1a). Lineage: Eukaryota; Metazoa; Chordata; Cladistia; Polypteriformes; Polypteridae. Gene Ontology annotation, molecular function: cadherin binding; calcium ion binding. The record is from RefSeq and is a predicted model, not a curated record. The coding region runs from base 44 to 2905 and encodes 953 amino acids. Gene Ontology annotation, biological process: endocytosis; endosomal transport. The transcript is spliced from 27 exons. Gene Ontology annotation, cellular component: plasma membrane; clathrin coat of coated pit; cytoplasm.
CUCCGCCCCUACACGGCAGCGCGCUCCCGCGGCGUCAGGGAAGAUGGCGGCGCUCACCAGUCUUGCUCAGCCCUCCAGUGGGAAUCCUGUGUACGAGACACUUUAUAGGCAGGUAGAUCCUGGUAACUCUGGCCGGGUAGGACCAACGGAAGCUGCAUUAUUUUUAAAAAAAUCAGGACUGCCAGACGCAGUUUUGGGAAAGAUUUGGGAUUUGGCAGACCCAGAAGGAAAAGGAUUUUUAGAUAAACAGGGUUUUUACGUUGCCUUGAAACUCGUUGCAUGUGCGCAAAAUGGCCAAGAUGUCAGCAUUAGCAGCUUAAAUGUCAGUGUCCCACCACCAAAAUUUCACGAUACCAGCAGUCCCUUAUUAAUUGCAACUCUGCCAUCCACGGACUCACACUGGGCAGUUAGGCCAGAAGAGAAGGGGAAAUUUGAUGGAAUCUUUGAAAGUCUGUUACCCGUCAAUGGCCUCUUGUCUGGGGAGAAGGUGAAGCCAGUGUUGAUAAAUUCAAAGCUACCUCUUGAUGUAUUGGGACGGGUAUGGGACCUGAGUGACAUUGACAAAGAUGGACACUUGGACAGAGAGGAGUUUGCUGUGGCAAUGCACCUUGUGUACAGAGCAUUGGAGAAGGAGCCUGUUCCUUCUGUAUUACCUAGUUCUCUAAUUCCUCCUUCAAAGAGAAAGAAAAGCCCAGCUUCGCUCCCUGGCUCAGUACCAGUACUUCCUGGUUCUGUGCCUGUAUUACCUGCCAGUCCGCCACCGAAGGACAGCCUACGCUCCACACCAUCUCAUGGUAGUAUGACCAGCUUAAACAGUACUGGGAGUCUUUCACCAAAACAUUCUGUAAAGUCCACUCAGCAAACUGUCAACUGGGUGGUGCCAGCUUCUGACAGAGGCCGAUAUGAUGACAUCUUCCUCAAAACGGAUAUUGACUUGGAUGGCUUUGUUAGUGGCCAUGAAGUCAAAGAAAUCUUUAUGCACUCUGGUCUACCCCAAAACAUGUUGGCUCAUAUCUGGGCCUUGGCUGACACUCGGCAAAUGGGCAAGUUGACCAGAGAACAGUUUGCUUUAGCCAUGCACCUUAUUCAGCAAAAAGUCAGCAAAGGAAUUGACCCACCUCAGACUCUCACUCCAGACAUGAUUCCCCCAUCUGAAAGAGCAACCCCGGUAUCGAGUCUUUCAGGAUACAUGACCCCUGGGACGCCUGACAUGGCAUCACUAACUGAAAUGCGUCGUGCCAUAUUGCUUGAAUUCUGGGACAGCACAAGCUCUGUUGGCUCCGGGGAGUUCACGGGCAUUAAAGAACUGGAUGAUAUCAGCCAGGAAAUUGCACAGCUUCAAAGAGAAAAAUUCACUUUGGAGCAAGACAUAAGAGAGAAAGAAGAAGCCAUCAGACAAAAGUCCAACGAGGUGCAGGAGCUGCAGAAUGACCUGGAUCGGGAGACAAGCAGUUUACAAGAGCUUGAAGCUCAAAAACAGGAUGCUCAGGAUCGCUUAGAAGAGAUGGACCAGCAGAAAGCAAAGCUUGAAGACAUGUUAAAUGAUGUGCGGCAGAAGUGCCAGGAGGAGUCUCAGAUGAUUUCCUCACUACAGACACAGAUCCAGUCUCAGGAAUCUGACUUGAAGAGUCAGGAAGACGAACUUAGCCGAGCAAAGGUGGAGUUAAAUCGUCUACAGCAAGAGGAGGCUCAACUGGAGCAAAGCAUUCAGGCAGGCAGAGUACAGCUGGAAACCAUUAUCAAAUCCUUGAAGGCGACACAGGACGAAAUCAAUCAGGCAAGAAGUAAGCUUUCUCAGAUCCAAGAGAGCCAGCAGGAAGUUUCAUUGAGUAUUGAGCAGUACAACUCUGCACUGAAUGGGACUCACUGUGGAAGCAUGACUAACCUGGCAGAUAUGAGCGAAGGCAUUUCUGAGAAAGAGAAUGGUGGCUUCGGUGCCAUGGAGGAGCCAUUUAAAGCUAAACUGUCAGUGUUCAAUAAUUCUGUUCAGGAGUUGCACACAGAUCCCUUCCAGUCAGAGGACCCUUUUAAAACGGAUCCAUUUAAAGGUGCAGAUCCUUUCAAGGGCAGCGAUCCUUUCCAGAAUGAUCCUUUUGCAAAACCACAGGCAGCACCAUCAGAUCCUUUUGGUGGUGAUCCCUUCAAAGAAACUGACCCAUUCAAGAGCUCCACAACAGAAGAUUUCUUUCGAAAAUCAACAAAGAGUGAUCCCUUCACGUCAUCAGACCCCUUUAUAAAAAGUGCAACACUUCCCUCCAAGUCCCAUUUCUCAAAUGCUGAUCCCUUCGCCCCAACGACUAAAGGACCAGAUCCAUUUGGAACAAUUGACCCUUUUGGAAGCAGCACCUUUGGAAGCACAGGUGGAUUUGCUGACUUUAGCCAAAUGUCAAAGAGCCAGACGCCCCAUUCUGAUCCAUUUACAUCUUCAUUCAGCGGUCAGAGUUUCCCAGAAGACCCCUUUAGAGGCAAGCAAGACACUCCUGCACUCCCACCAAAGAAAAACGUGCCUCCAAGGCCCAAACCUCCAAGUGCGCUGGGCAGAUCAUUCUCCAGUAAAAGCACUCCAGUAAACCUGCCGGGCUCGGGUGACUCCUCCAAAUCUGGUGACCCUUUCCAGCCUUUUGGUGCUGACGACAGCGACCCCUUUCAAAGCAAAAAGGGCUUUGGAGACCCAUUUAGUGGCAAAGACCCUUUUGCUACUUCUUCCUCAAGUAAAGCUUCUAAAGACUCUUCCUUGGGUUUUGCAGACUUCAGCUCUUUUGGAAAUGAAGCCCAGCAGCUGGAAUGGGCGAAGAGGGAAAGCGAAAGGGUGGAACAGGAAAGACUGGAGAGGUUGCGAAGACAAGAGCAGGAAGAUCUAGAACUGGCCAUCGCACUCAGCAAGGCAGAAAUGACCAAUGCUUGACCAGUGGGGCCAAGCUGUCCAGCAUGAACUUUAAUAUAAUGGGCUGGUCAUAUGGGGCAAGGGGAUUACAGUAAGAAACACUCCUAAUGAAGCUGAACUUAUUUUUUUUUUUUUUUUUUUUUUUAAUGGUGGGGGGAAAUUUGGCAUUUUCUGAAUUUUGGGACUGAAGAACAGGAAGGAGGUCCUCCUCUCCUCAUUGUGAAUGAAGUGAAACACUGUAAAUUAAAUGUAUCAUAAAAUAAAAAUGGCGUAUAGCUGCUACUCAAGUAGAUGAGGGAUGGGGGGUGGUACGGUCGGGUCUGGCAUUGCACAGAGCUAAAAGGUUUGAAGCGAUGCCAUUUAUGUUUGCCUCAAAACAAAUGUGUACGAAAGUUGUGAAGAGGUCUGUUUAUCAUUCACGCUUAACUUUUAUAACCCUAAAAAUGGGACUAUUCCUAACAAAAAAAAUGUAGAAUGAUAGAGGCAGCGAAAGGAAUGCUUAGUCGAAGAAAUGAGGAGCGAUUCUUGCUUUUGUCGCUCCUUAAAAAUAAAAAAUGAAUAAUAAAUAUCGCUGAGCCCACCACCCCCACCCCCCAAACAUCACACUGAGCUCUGUGAACAAUGUUUUUUUUUUUAUUUCUCUCCAAUAUUUGAAUUGCAGCAUGAUGCCAAGCUGUUUUAUUUUAAAGAUAAAUAAUAGUCUCUUUAUUUUUUAAAAUGUUUGUUUGUAGGAGCUGCAGAUGAGAGGAACGUCAGUCAGGUGGCAGAAUCAUCUCAUCUAGGUUUUUUUUUUUUAUUUAAUGUUGCAAUAGCCAACUUGUUUGCGUGCGUGCGUGUGUGUGUGUGUGUGUGUGAGCGAGCACUUGUGCAUGUUUGUGUGGAUUAUUUUUUUGUUUUCACGCCUUUUACAUCGUUUUUCUUUGUUCAAGGACGAGGCAGAAAGCGCAAGUAUCCAAAUUUGUUUAUGCUGCCUUGCAUUACUGGAUAGUGUUUGAAUCUCGUUGUGCUGUAAAUAUGUUCCGAGUUAUCUCUGUCUUCUGCAAAUUCCCCAGUGUAAAUAGAGGUACAGCGUGGAAAAGGGGUGCUUCUCAAUUCUGUGGUGUUUUAAUCACAAGAGCAAAUUAUGCUCCUUUUCCCGUGCCACAUUUCCUGUGUUGGUCUCUCCUUUUUCUUUCUUCCUCCCUUUCCUAAAUUUGCACACUGUGCUACAUCACCAUGACACCCCCUCAAAACAAAUAAAGGUGUUCAUCCUCUCCCAAGGAGGGUACUUGGGUCUCUUUUAUUUUGUUUGUGGCUUACAUGGUUUGCACAGGGGUAUCUCUUUGAGGCUUAUGACUAUUCAGAUGGUGGCUGCAUUUACGUUAAAUUACAUGAUAAUUUAACAAAGGAAUCUGACGUUAAAAAGCAGCGCAAUUAAGUCACGGAUCCUGAAAGUAGUUAGUUUUGUGGAAACUGGGGGUCUGUUUGGUUCUGGUGAUGGGAACGGUGGGGAUAUUAAUGCAACUCUUGAUGUACUCAUUCGUCUGGCCCCCUUUCCUAAUACAUUUGAGUGUGCAUUUGGGUGAUUGGGCUCGGCUGGGAUGAGCAUUAAUGUGUUUGAACUGUACAUUUAUUUGAUUUAACGCACUUGAACGUAUGCAUGUUUGUUUUAUUGGACUUGGAUGUCGGUGUAAGAGAAGAGUCUGCUAUUCUUCUUCUUCUUUCGGCUGCUCCUGUUAGGGGUUGCCACAGCGGAUCAUCUUCUUUCAUAUCUUCCUGCCCUCUUCAUCUUGCUCUGUCACCCCCAUCACCUUCAUGUCUCCCUCACCACAUCCAUAAACCUUCUCUUAAUCCUUCCUCUCUUCCCCUUACCUGGCAGCUCUAUCCUUAGCACCCUUCUCCCAAUAUACCCAGCAUCUCUCCUCUGCACAUGUCCAAACCAAUGCAAUCUGACCUCUCUAACUUUGUCUCCCAACCGUCCAACUUGAGCUGACCCUCUAAUGUCCUCAUUUCAAAUCCUAUCCAUCCUCGUCACACCCAAUGCAAAUCUUGGCUUCUUUAACUCUGCCACUUCCAGUUCUGUCUCCUGCUUUCUGGUCAGUGCCACCGUCUCCAGCCCAUACAGGGGUAAUAUUAAACAAAAAAAGCGUGACGUUUAGCGAGGCUAUUUCUUCCGUAAUAAAUAAUGGAAAAUGUGAAGGUGUACCAAGUGUUGCUGAUUUGCCCACAUACAAUGUUUUAUCCCAAAAAUCAGAAGGUAAAAUUGACCAGUCAGUGUAUAAAUAUAAAUAGUGGUUGGAGGAUUCACUUGGACUCUACUUUAAUUAUAGGUGGAAUGAUGAACAGGAUUUUCAGAAUAUCCCUUGUCGUCUUCUUGUUCAGUUUGACUUAAUUCACAUUUGUGAACUGUACAAUCCGAUUCACAUCUUUCUUUUUCAAUCAUUCACAUUCCAUCCCCACAUGUAAUUUUUUCAAAAUUCUAUACGUUACAGUACAAGAUGUUUCCGCCAUUUUGUGGGGUCAGUGAUCUAUUGCUGCAGAUAAUCAGCAUUGUGUAAGUGAAACAGGGUAUAGCUGGAUCUCUUGUGCUCGGAUGUAUGCGUGUUUUCUAGACUUGAUGUUGCAUGGGUGUGUGUUUGGGUGUUUUUGCAUUAAUCUGUCAUGCGGACAUGAGCGUGUUCAGUUGGACUCUGCGCAUUUAGUCUGUUGUACUUUACACGGACAAAUGAUUGAAGUCUCCCCUGAGUUGUGUGCGCGUGUUUGUUAAUUGAGCCGUGUAUGGAUGGGCUCGAGUGUGUGCACGUUUUCUCAGUUAGACUUUUCAUGGAUGCUCUUUCACGUACCGUAUAUACUUGCAGAUAAGUUGGGACUUGAUUUUACUGUAUAAUUUCUGGUAUUGUAUAAUGUCGGUCGUAUAAGUCAAAGGCGGAAAACUGACUCUAUUGGUCUAAGAGAUUGUGAUACGCUAACACCCACCUGAGAGAGUAACCACACGGCCUUUUUCUUCUAUGUGGGUGUGGAAAUGCGCUGUAUCAGCGUGUGCUCCUAACCUCUCGCUGUCUCUUUUGUGCCUAUGUGACCACACAGUAAUACCCAAACUAUUCCGAAGCAAUAUUUGCACUGAUUUGUGUUUUUUGUAUCUUACACCCUCAUACACCUUUAUCAUAAGAGUAUCCCUUAUAUACAAUGGAGCGUUCGAUCAGAAGAAAAUAUGAAGCUGGUUUUAAAUGAAACGCUUUGAAGUAGCGAAGGAAAUUGGAAACUGCACUGUUGCAACAAAAUUCGAUGCAUUUGAGAAACUGAUGCGAGAUUGGAGGAGGCAAGAAGAUGUUAAAAAAAAUUAAGUGUCGCAUUUUUGAACGGGCGUGUAAGUCGGGGUCUGAUUUUAUGAUCGAUUUUUCGGGUUUCAAGACCCGAUUUAUACGCGAGUAUAUACGGUAUUUGUUUGGACUCUUGUCUUGACGCCCUUAAGUGUAGGUACGUGUGUCUGAAUUUUUGGACUCUCACUGGAUGCGGUUGAUUGUGUGUGUAUGUGGUAGUGUUGAUCGUUCACUUGAUCGAACUCUUCAUGGAUACCUUUGAGCCUGUGUGUCCAGUUGCACCUUUAUUCCAUGAUAAAUUCCUGCAUUUCCAUCUGUUGUUCCCUUUGUUUGUUAACCAGGUGCAGGCAAUUCAGGUUUUUGGGACAUCAGGCUGACAAAAUCCAGUCAUUUUGGUAGAUGGGUUAAACUUAUAGCGAUGCUGUUUGGAUUUUAUACUGUUGUUCUUUUAUGCAUUUGGGAGACACCUUUACCCAUAACCGUUUACAAUAUCAAGAUAUUUAAUUAUUUUUUACAUGUACUUUGGAAACAGUUAUAAUACAUAUAAAUACAGCUAAUGAAAUGACUUUAGACUACCCUGUAUAAUCAGCACAAAGCCCAUUCCUCCUUGUUUUUAGGAUUGAAGCUACAAGGUCUGCCACUUGUCUUCUCUCUUCGGUUUACUUUACGUUGUUCUGACAUAUCUGAGUAGGAAAACGAAAAGAGCGAAAGGUAGGUCAUUUAAAAAGGAAAAAAAAAAGGCCUUACGCUCUCCUGUCCUUUGUCUACCUGCAUUAAUGAACACAGAGGAAGUAAAUUUCCUAAUGUAUAGAUCUCUAAUGACUUCUACUAGGGAAAUGUGCUAAGACGACCACGCAUUGAGUGCGUACAGUCAGUAUACGCUGUGUCCGUUAACUUUUGUUUUAUUUGAUUGAUUAUCGUUGAUUACUGAAAGCAUUAAAGGAAAUCCAAAACCUGGA